AUGGCAGCAGCCGGAUCGGGGCGGCGGCGGAAGGCCAUGGAGGGUGUGGUGCAUGCGGGCGAAACCAACAUGGGUUGGUGGAGCAACGGAUGCGGGCAUGGCACCCCAAGUGUGGGAAGAAUAAAAUGUAAUUCAAUCGUUGGGUGUAUUGUUCAGAUGAGUUCGUCCUGUGCUAGAAGAAAAUCGCCAUGCCCAGACGGCAGUGCCAGGUGUGCCUUAUUUCAAGCUGCUGAGAAGAAAACCGCUGCACCAGAAGAACCUAUGCAGAAGCUUGAUGCAGAAGACGAGGUGAGCUCUGGUGGUAAAGCUGAAGCUUCUUCACCUCCUGUUGAAGAGAAGGAUGGUAAAUAUGGCCAGGCUCAAUUUCUCCUUGAUGACAUCGCAAGAAAAGAAUGGUGGUCUUAUGCGAGUCGCUUCGCCAUCCAACAACACUCCAUUGCACUACUUUUUGUCCAGCUUCAAGCCGAGCCAGUGAAUCUAAAAUGCUUUUCUGGAUCUGGCAAGGCCCCGUGUAUUGUUCGUCCUCAUGCUGCUUAUAUUCCAUGCUUGCAUGGAUAUGAGGAGACAGCUCUAUUGUUGGUAGUGACUGCAAACAUGGACUCCUCUUCGCUGGACGGGGAAAACAAAAAUAAUAAUCUAGUAGGCAGUAAAAUUACAUGGCUGAUCUCGGCUUUGUACAUCUUAGGUGAGCAUUAUGAGUUCUACUUCCCAUAA
Messenger RNA from Triticum turgidum subsp. durum (durum wheat), 714 nucleotides. NCBI's taxonomy places the organism in Eukaryota, Viridiplantae, Streptophyta, Magnoliopsida, Poales, Poaceae. The record is from the annotation of a GenBank genome assembly.